AUGGUAAUACCCAGAAUUAAUUUCACAGCGUACUCGACCCCAUCUUAUGCUAAAACAAUAGACCGAGCUGUCCAUGUGAAAAUCUACCCCAGGCCGCGGGAUCUGGCUGAAAGUAGAGGAGUACUGCGGGUACUCCAGCAGUAUGGCGACGUUGUCAUGUACAAGAAUCUCAAGCAUGAACCCGAACGCCCCGCCCCCAAUACCGCUUUUGCAGUAUAUCAGAAUACGGAUUCCGCGCAGAAUAUUAUCAAUGCUAGUCCGUUGCGCUUUGAAUUGGGAAGGGCUGACUCCAGCUCGUCCGUGUCGCAAUUCAUGCCAUCAACACCGCCUUCAGCCGAGGCAAAGGAGGACAGUGGUCCAACUCCCCAAGAAGAGUCUGAUCAUGCCCAAGAAGAAUUUGAUGAAGUCAACACCGCCCGGCAGCGGCCAAAUGACGCUUCAGGUAGAGGAACGACCUUUACAGGCUUGAGUGGGACGGUUCGAUGGGGGGCAAUGCGCUCAUUCCCCAGCACCGACGAAGCAGCGACACGCCCGUCUCUCUCACAACCUCCCAAGACCUUCACCCCCAAUCCUACUCCUCUCAAGACAUCUUCUGCCGACCUCCCAAACCCUCCCUCGGGUAUCCAACCGACCACGGCAUCCUCAUACACUCCGCGCGAAUUCCACCUCAUAAUCGAGCGCUCUAUGAUGAAUCACCAUCUCUACAUCCAACGACAGCACUACUACGCUGGCUUUACUUUAGACCUGAAGGGUGCGAUGGGGGACGAUUUGGAGGGAAGGGUGCCUGUAGCUGGUAUGGCGGACUGCCAGCUUGGGAAGCCGGAGGUACCGUUGAGAAUACGGAUGAAGCAGCGGGAAAAGAAUGAUAACAUGGGAUGGACGAGCCUGGGGAGCUUGUGGGAGGAAGGGGAGAGGGCGAGGGAGAGGAAAGCGGCUGGGGAAGUCGGUGUUGACGAUGGAACAGAGGACGUUCCCAUACGCAGAGGGGUUCCCAUACGCAGAGUGAGCAUCCGACCCCACAACCUCGGAGACUAA
Messenger RNA from Letharia columbiana, 1035 nucleotides. RefSeq lists its product as uncharacterized. The transcript is spliced from 3 exons. The record is from RefSeq and is a predicted model, not a curated record. NCBI's taxonomy places the organism in Eukaryota, Fungi, Ascomycota, Lecanoromycetes, Lecanorales, Parmeliaceae. Bases 1 to 1035 code for a protein of 344 amino acids.